UUGGAAUAGUAGAAUAUUUAAUAAAUAUAUUUAUUGCACUAAUGACAUAGCACAAUUGUUGUGUUGAAUACUGCUAUAUAGUCAUGUGUCAAUAGCAAAAAUUCACUGGCCAGGCGGAUGUCGAAAAUGUCUACUCUUGCUAACCUGGCACAUCAUCUCUGCCACGUUGCAACAAGGCCCAAGAUGUCUUAAUCCUUAAAAAAUAACUGAUGUAGACUGAACAUGAUGAACUGAUUCAAUUAGAAAAACACUGGCUCCCCCAUUCUAUCCAAAAGAAAAUAAUACUAAUAAUCUCAAAUCUUCAAUUUGACAAAAACAGCUAAUUUUCUUAUUGGUUAGUGGGAGUUCCAAGAAAGACAAUGGAGAACAAGUGUGAGAUCAAGAAAGAUAUUACUCAAUUAAUAGGAAAUACCCCUUUAGUGUAUCUGAAUAAUAUUGUGGACGGUUGCGUAGCCCGCAUUGCUGCCAAGCUUGAAAUGAUGGAACCCGUUUCUAGUGUUAAAGACAGAAUUGCAUACAGCAUGAUCAAAGAUGCAGAAGAUAAAGGCUUGAUUACUCCGGGGAAGACCACCCUCAUUGAACCUACAAGCGGUAACACUGGCAUUGGAUUGGCAGCAAUUGGUGCAGCCAAAGAUUAUAAAGUUAUAAUCAUCAUGCCUGCUUCGAUGAGUCUCGAGAGGCGAAUUGUGCUACGUGCUCUCGGAGCUGAAGUUCAUCUUGCUGAUCCAACCAAGGGCUUUAAUGGAUUACUUCAGAAAACUAAUGAGAUACUAAGUAAAACGCCCAAUGGAUUUGUGCUUCGGCAAGAUGAAAAUCCUGCCAAUCCCAAGAUUCAUUAUGAAACUACUGGUCCAGAAAUAUGGAGAGACUCCGAAGGUAAAGUUGACGCCCUGGUUGCAGGGAUCGGAACUGGUGGAACCGUGACUGGAGCCGGAAGAUUCCUCAGGGAGAAAAAAUCAGAGAUGAAGGUGUAUGGUGUAGAGCCUACUGAAAGGGCUAUCUUGAAUGGAGGGAAACUUGGUCCGCAUCUGAUCCAGGGUAUUGGUAUUGGUUUCAUCCCUAAAGUUCUGGAUGUUGACUUGCUGGAUGAAGUCCUCCAAGUAUCAAGUGAUGAAGCUAUUGAAACCACUAAGCUGCUUGCCCUAAAAGAAGGUUUAUUGGUAGGAAUAUCUUCUGGAGCUGCAGCAGCUGCUGCAAUUAGUUUGGCAAAGAAGCCUGAAAAUGAAGGCAAACUCAUUGUUGUGAUAUUUCCCAGUUUCGGAGAGCGUUACUUGUCUUCCAAGCUUUUUGAUUCCAUUAGAGAGGAGGUGGAAAACAUGACUUAUGAUUGAUAACUAGUUCUUUGAAGUUUCAGCUUACUGGUUGUAAGUUCUAACAGCUUUGUAAUUUCUUUGUCUGUGGAUUGGACCUUACGGUUUAGUGGGUCAUCUCUUCCUUUACAAAAAAAUUGAUUACAAGGUAAUUAAAAUGCAUCUCAAAUUUUUUAACUAUAUAAAUUUUAAUUUCAAAACCAA
This is a messenger RNA of Mercurialis annua (annual mercury), 1514 nucleotides long. RefSeq names its product bifunctional L-3-cyanoalanine synthase/cysteine synthase D2-like. Gene Ontology annotation, cellular component: cytoplasm. The record is from RefSeq and is a predicted model, not a curated record. The transcript has 11 exons. The coding region runs from base 360 to 1331 and encodes 323 amino acids. Gene Ontology annotation, molecular function: cysteine synthase activity. Lineage: Eukaryota; Viridiplantae; Streptophyta; Magnoliopsida; Malpighiales; Euphorbiaceae.